AUGACCGCUGCCACCGCUUUGAGCCUGGCCGCGCUGCGUCUGCACGAUCCGCCCAGGCUGCAAGACCUCGCUCCGGCAAUAUGGACUAUUAUCUUCUCCCUCUUCGACUCGGCACAAACUGUCGCACGCAUCGCAUUGACAUGUAAGAAACUCAACGCUGUGGCCCAGGUGCAAGGCUGGCCUUGCUUUGUCAGGAGCCGAUUUGCGAGUCUCAAGCUUUCAAAGGCACUCGGCGACAAAGAAUGGGCUGAGCUGGCUAAGAAGUUGACUGCGCAAUCGCGUGCCUGGGACCGCCGCGCUUUUUCUAUAACUUCAGUAGUGCCUCCUAUCCAAAACGGCGGAGGCAAUGAGCGAUCUGGUCACAGUCGGGGGCGAGGGCGAGGGCGUGGACGUGGGAGAGGACGCGGCCGUGGUGGUGGUGGCCAGUCUAGGAUACAGACGUUCCCAGCACACGUUGUCGUCGACGCGAGUUCCAAAGUCGAUGGACGGGACGAAGAAGAGACAGUUGCCUGGGGUCUCGGUGAGGAUGUGAUCAUCCGAUCGCGAAAGUCAAAGAACUCUGUUCUUCAGGGUGAAACCUGGACAUCACUCCCCGGAGUCGAGGCCGGGUUUAGGAGCGGCGACGAUGAUGUGGCGGCCAUUUCGAUUCUGUCCGAUUCUGCGCCCCAGCCUGGCCUCCUUGUUGGCCGAGCAAGCGGUUACUUGCAGCUCAUUUCUACAGAACGCAACGACAUGGGACGACUUCUCGCUUGGUUCCAUCCAAUGCGUGGAGGUGUAGAUCAAUUUGACAUGCAGCACUUUGAUACCAACGAAUCGCAAAACGCCGUGGUCGUUGCCACAAAGGAAAAUGUCUUAUUCUACCCUUUAGAGCCCAACAACUGGCCGGCUGCGGACAUGGCUAAUGGCACUCCGGAUAUCGUCGUUGAGCCCACUGAGGCCUUUAGCGUCAAGAGUAUGCCCAACUCUCAAGAGUUUAGAUUCAUUCGUGAGGCAAAGUAUAUGAGCAACGGAGAUAUUGCUUUGUGCAUGGCCAGCAGCGCACAACCUCUGCGUUAUCUGAAGAGAACACCUUCGGGCACCGUGUUAGCCAAUGCCGCCAAAUUACGACCUUCGAGCCGUUGCACCGAAACGCAUAUCUUUGACGGCAACGCUCCGCAAACUGCUCGGAGCGUGCUGCCAGUCAACUCUACGUCAGUUAUUGACGGCUCUGGCAACACCGUCUUGAGCUCUUACGAUGAUGGGACUGUUCGGCUGCAGGAUCUUCGGAGUCAUUCUCCCAUUGACGCCAUCUUCCAAGACCACUUUGAGAUGACUGCCCCUCUCGGCCCGCUUCUGUCCUAUGGAAUGGAUAGAUUUAUCGUUGGAAGCGCCCGCUUACCUAUUCUGAAAGUGUUUGACUUCCGAUGGACGCGGCCUUAUUCCUACACAGACGCCCUCGAUUGCAGCAAAACCGGGCUCGGCCCAACACCAAAGUCACUCACCGGGAUCCCAGCCCCGAAGUCCUCAAAUUAUGCGAAAUGCUGCCAUCUAUCUGGACGCCAAUGUAACCUUCACUCCCUGGCUCGGACUGACUUCUACAGACCAAACUGCAAUUUGUACCUCCCCAUUGUGUAUCCCGCCGCGACGCCGCUGUAUUCGCUUGCCAAAUCGUCGGACAUGGCAUCAAAUGUCUAUGCAGGCGUUACUGGUGAGCUACUGAAAAUAAGCCUCAGAGACGCUACAGUCGAUGAGCGGGAAGAUUUCUGUAUGAAGCGGAUGGGAAACAGUAACCGCUGCGGAUAUACCUUUCACAGGAGUCUUGCCAAUUUGGUCGAGACGGGCGAUGGACUUGCGCUGAGCGAUAUUUCCAAAAGCAAGAGGCUUCCACUCUUGUUCAAGCAGAAUUCUGAGCUGUUGUCUGACGCUGCUACAGGGGAGCUCCGUCGGCUCGAUCAUGCUUUGAGGUAA
This is a messenger RNA of Trichoderma atroviride IMI 206040, 1947 nucleotides long. RefSeq lists its product as uncharacterized. NCBI's taxonomy places the organism in Eukaryota, Fungi, Ascomycota, Sordariomycetes, Hypocreales, Hypocreaceae. The record is from RefSeq and is a predicted model, not a curated record.